This is a messenger RNA of Ostreococcus tauri, 1278 nucleotides long. RefSeq names its product Amino acid transporter, transmembrane. NCBI's taxonomy places the organism in Eukaryota, Viridiplantae, Chlorophyta, Mamiellophyceae, Mamiellales, Bathycoccaceae. The record is from RefSeq and is a predicted model, not a curated record. The coding region runs from base 1 to 1278 and encodes 425 amino acids. Gene Ontology annotation, molecular function: amino acid transmembrane transporter activity. Gene Ontology annotation, cellular component: vacuolar membrane. The transcript has a single exon. Gene Ontology annotation, biological process: amino acid transmembrane transport.
AUGGCGCGCGCGUCGGUCGAGGCGAAGGAGGCGUGGAGACGACGACGCGAGACGACGGAUGGGCGACGCCGAGCGAUCGUCGCCGGCGCAUCCGCCGCCGCGGACGGAGGCGAGUCGGUGGCGAUCGUGAACACGGUCAAGGCCAUCUUCGGUGCCGGUGGGUUCGCGCUUCCGUGGGCGUUCGCUCAAGGUGGCAUCGCCCUGGUCGGAUCGUGCAUGUUCGCCUCCCUCGUCUUGGCGCUGGAAUCGCUUCGCAUGUUGGUCAAGUCGCAGGACGUCUUGGUCGCCGCGGGAGACGCCUCCGCGGCUGAGGUCGCCACGUACGCCGGACUCACUAAGACGGCGUUUGGUCCCAUCGGUGACGUCGCGUGUCGAGUGAUGAACGUCUUGACGUGCUUCGGGAUCACCGUGAGCUAUCUCGUGUUCAUCGCGAAGACGCUUCAGGUGUUGAUGCCGGCGUUGGGGGUGAGCGCGUUCGGCGUCGCGCCCACCUUGGUCUCCAUGCUCAACGUCGUCGGGCCGUUCAUGAUCGCGCUCGGAUGUAUCCGUGAGAUGAGCGGCGUGGCCACGAUCUCCGCCGUCGGUACCGCGUCGGUGGCGAUUGGGAUGAUCAUGACGGCCACCGCCGCGCUCUCCAAUCCGCUUCAGCUCGGAGCGCUCCCGUUGGCCAACUUUGCCGCCUUUCCGGGCUUCUUUGGCACCGUCGCCUUCUUAUUCUUCAUCCACUUCACUCUUUUCGGAAUCAAGGAAGCGAUGCCGCAGCCCGAUAAGUUCUUUGGCGCCGCGGUGAAGGCGUUUACGGGCGCAGCCGUCUUCGCCGCGGCGUUCGGCGUCGCCGGCGCAGCCGGGUACGGUCCAGCCGUCUCCGACGUCGUGGUCACCAUGCUCACCGGUUGGAGCGGUGUUUUCGUGCAGCUUUUGUUGUGCCUUAACCUCCUCGCCACGUACCCGAUCAUGGCGCAGUCCGCUCUACGAAUCUGCGAGAACGUGUUCGAGGGCGAUAAGCCGGGCUCCAUCUCGACGCCCGCCUCCAUCGGCGUGCGCACCGCGUUCACCGCGGGCGCCAUCUGGACCGCGGGCAACGUCCCUAACUUUGGCGUCGUUCUCGGCUACGUCGGGGGCGUAUGCUGCUCCAUCCUCUCCCUCGUUUUACCCGCCAUGAUCUUGUACCAAUCGCAAAACAAGGUGAAGAAUACCAUGACGGCGAACGAGCUCGCGCGCAUAGGCGGCGUCUUCGCCACCGGUCUCACGUGCAUCGUGCUCUCGAUCGUGCUGUGA